UCAUCAGCGUCAAAAUCAGGAUGCGAUGAAUGGUUGGACAUGAUCUUUUUAGUGUUAGACGGAUUAUUAUCAGGCGUAAUUAUAAUCGGCAAUGGAGUAACUUGUCUUAUUCUCCUGAGAAACAGCCAUUUCAGAAGCUGUUUUAUGAACACUUUCCUCGUAAGUUUGGCUGUUGCGGAUAUUUUAAUGGCUGUGUUUGUGAUGCCGGGUGAGGUGAUCUUUUGUACAAGUUGCAGCCAACCAGUCAGCGAAUAUUGCUGGCUAAUCGGUUCCGUGAGGUAUUUUGUUUUUUCGGCAACGAAACUCAAUCUGCUCGCCAUUACCUACGACAGAUACACAGCGGUGAUGAGUCCUCUAAAGUACAACGCAAAAAUCAACUUGAAGAAAGUCAUCUCGAUUCUUUCAUUAGUAUGGACGUUUCCCAUGAUUUUAACACUGAGCCGUUUAGUUUGGUGGAUCAAGCUACCUCAGCAUCAAGCUUUAUACGCGGACCGUAUCUUUAACACGUGUCUUAUAUUCUCGCUGGUUACUCUACCUGUUGCUGUACUAUUAGUUGCGAACCUCAGGAUUGUAUUGGAAAUCAGGAAACAGCAUCGUCGAGUGAACACAAUGGACAAUGCAAGCGUAACAGAAACUUGCUCAAGUAGCAACAAUGCAAGCAAUAAGCACAGGCGGAAAACAUCGCGUCAGGCGGGAAGAAAGGGAACAACGGCUUGCGUUCUUGUGGUGUUUAUUUUUGUGAUGUGUUGGUUUCCCAGGGGAUUGUAUAAUAUUUUCAGGCUGUUUGGCAAAGAAGAAGGGCCGUUGUUGAGGGAACUAAGCCUGUUUUUCCUGUUUGUUCAGUCAGCCAUUAAUCCGUUCGUAUACUCGUUUUACAGAACUGAUUUUAGACGUGCGUUGGUAAGACUUCUGCGAUGUCGUUAG
This is a messenger RNA of Pocillopora meandrina, 924 nucleotides long. Lineage: Eukaryota; Metazoa; Cnidaria; Anthozoa; Scleractinia; Pocilloporidae. The record is from the annotation of a GenBank genome assembly.